Debaryomyces hansenii CBS767 is the source of this 570-nucleotide messenger RNA. RefSeq names its product Met28p (gene MET28). The record is from RefSeq and is a predicted model, not a curated record. Gene Ontology annotation, biological process: regulation of transcription by RNA polymerase II. Bases 1 to 570 code for a protein of 189 amino acids. NCBI's taxonomy places the organism in Eukaryota, Fungi, Ascomycota, Pichiomycetes, Serinales, Debaryomycetaceae. Gene Ontology annotation, cellular component: Cbf1-Met4-Met28 complex; nucleus. Gene Ontology annotation, molecular function: RNA polymerase II transcription regulatory region sequence-specific DNA binding; DNA-binding transcription activator activity, RNA polymerase II-specific. The transcript has a single exon.
AUGAAUUUUCAAGCAACAGAUUAUUUAAACGAUCUUAAUCUAGAUUUUGAAACCGUGUCGCCAAACACAGAACAUUCUUCCAAUGAUUUGGAUUUGUUUAGUCAAUCAGAAUUUUUUGACUUGGAUGUCUUCGCUAAGGACUCCGUGGCACCAACCAAGCAACAGCAAUAUUCCAUAAAACAAGAACAAGAACCAGACCAGGAUUUUGGAUUAUUAUUGAAUUUGGAUGAAUCACAGGAGAGUCCUAUGAGCUUGGAACAAGAACAGGCGUUCGAACAACAAUCUCCUUCAGAAUCAUCGGUUGAAGACAAAAGGAAAAGAAAUACCGCAGCUAGCGCCAGAUUCCGUAUCAAGAAGAAGAUGAAGGAACAGCAAAUGCAACAAAAAUCCAAGGAAUUACAAGACAGAGUAAUGGGGUUGGAAAAGAAAUUGAAAACCUUAGAAAUGGAAAAUAAAUGCUUGAAAAACUUGAUAGUGAAACAAAACGAACAAAAAAAUAACGAUUUGUUGGAGAACAUCAAAAAGAGAUCCAUAGUUGAAAGUUCUUCCACAUUCCAAUAUACAAAAUAA